Ambispora leptoticha is the source of this 1032-nucleotide messenger RNA. The record is from the annotation of a GenBank genome assembly. Lineage: Eukaryota; Fungi; Glomeromycota; Glomeromycetes; Archaeosporales; Ambisporaceae.
AUGAAGUCAAUUAACACUUCAAAAAGGAACUUGCUUGUGAAUGUUGGAAAGACUGAGGCGUGGAUAACAGGAAUAGUACCAAGGGGAGAGGAACGUGUUGGAACAACAAGAGACUUAUUGUUUGGAGCAAAGGAAGACGUAGCUAGAUGUUUACGCUUUCGUAGAGAUCGAUCCACUGAAGUCUGCGAAGUACUUACUGUCAAGUUACCUUCUGUUCCGAAUGUUACGACUCUACAAAGUAUCUUCCAAUUGUCAUUUCUCGACAAACUUCCAGUGAUAGGUGAUUUUUGGCGAAGACAUGUUACAUUGUCUCAUCGAUCUGAUUCUCAGAAACGUCAUCCUGUUCUUCCAGGAAAAGCUUGGUUCCAGCCUUCCAGUUACAAUGUAUCGCAACGCGAGGAGAAGGCAUUACAAAGCGAGUUUGACGUUGCCUGUGAAGAACUUCGUUCCAAUCGUUCACGUACUUUGCUCCCGUUGACCGACUGGCUCAAUUUGACUAUCCAAGUUGAUCGGCUUCUAGCAAUUCGUGCGAUCACUAACAUUAUCCGUAUCAUGAUUACCAUCAAAGAUACCCUCUCAACGAACAUCUAUGAACUGGCAUGGCACAAGCGCAGAUUAAUGCAUGCAAAAGACUUGCCAAGUGUAAAAAAAGGAUUGUACAAGGUGACACUGGAAACUCCAGGAUUUCACCACCUGCCACAAACAGAAGACGAAGACAUCCGAUGGCCGAACAUUUUGCGGACCGUCGAUGGCAAAUAUGUGCUUAUUGACUUCGAUCAUUCAGAUCUGGCGAAUGAGAUACCUCAAUUUGAAAGUUUGACGGGUUGGGAUACGAAUACCUUAGAACUUGGAAAGUAUACGCGCUCAUCAGAUAUGUAUCAAGUCGGAAAGUUGUUUACUAUUAACGGAGAGUCAGUGAUAGUGUCCGAGAUAGGGAGGCGCUUUAUGGCAAAUUUGCAGAACGCAGAUCAUAAUGCUAGGAUGACAGCCAAAGCUGCUUUACUGCACGAGUGGAUAACACGUGCUCAGUAA